AUGGAAACUAAAAGACUAAUUUUAACUCUCUUCCUUCUCUUCUUGCUCUCCAAAUCCUCUGCUUUUCCUAGCCGAAAUAUUCGAUCUCAUAAACCUUGCAAAAGAUUAGUCUUCUAUUUCCACGACAUCAUUUACAACGGCAAGAACUCCAAAAACGCAACAGCAGCAAUUGUGGGUGCACCAGCUUGGAGCAACAAGACCAUAUUGGCUAAUCAAAACCAUUUUGGUGACUUGGUUGUCUUUGAUGACCCCAUUACCUUAGACAACAAUGUACACUCAACCCCAGUUGGUCGUGCACAAGGGAUUUAUGUAUAUGACAAUAAAGAAAUCUUCACUGCUUGGCUUGGUUUCUCUUUUGUUUUCAACUCUACUGAGCAUAAAGGAAGCAUAAACUUUGCUGGGGCUGAUCCAUUGAUGAACAAGACUAGGGAUGUUUCAGUGAUUGGUGGUACUGGAGACUUUUUCAUGGCUAGAGGUAUAGCCACAUUGAUGACUGAUUCAUUUGAGGGUGAAGUUUAUUUCAGACUUCGUGUUGAUAUUAAGUUGUACGAGUGUUGGUAA
This is a messenger RNA of Dovyalis caffra, 561 nucleotides long. The record is from the annotation of a GenBank genome assembly. NCBI's taxonomy places the organism in Eukaryota, Viridiplantae, Streptophyta, Magnoliopsida, Malpighiales, Salicaceae.